This is a messenger RNA of Drosophila serrata, 2015 nucleotides long. RefSeq lists its product as uncharacterized. NCBI's taxonomy places the organism in Eukaryota, Metazoa, Arthropoda, Insecta, Diptera, Drosophilidae. The record is from RefSeq and is a predicted model, not a curated record.
UUUCAUCACGUAUGUAUCUUCUUUAGUAAAUGUCUUCUAAAAUAUCAGAACUGAAAUAAGAAUAUUUAGUUUACAAAUAAAGUUAAUUUUUUGCUGUGGAAAGCAAAUCAAAGCGUUUUCUUCUCUCUUUUUGUCUCAUUUAUAUAUUUUUGUGGAGGCAAAGACGGCAAAACCUGACGUGUACACAGCGCAGGCGUAAAGAAUUCCGCGAGAGCAGCGUAUCGAAAGAAACAGCACCAUCACAGCUCCAACAGUUCAAGCUAUUCUCCAUCCGUGUGCUCAGUGGAGCGUCUUCCGCGUUUUGUGGCUGCGUCGCUUAAUUGGCCCAAAAGUAUCUCAAGUGUGUGAUUGUGAAAGUUCCUGAGCAGAAAAAGAAUCAGAAGAAUGUACGUGAGACGAGCUCUGCUCUUUGCCUGCCUGCUGUGCCUCCAGCCGCUGGGUCCCUCGCUGGCCAGCGAGGAUGAGUCCAAUCCGCUGCUGGAUAUGGCCUCUAUGUUCUUUCAAGAGGCGCUGUCCAAUCAGAACGGUGGCAAUAACGGAGCAGGCGGUGGCGGAGGAGCUGGUGCUGGCCUAGCGGGCGUAGCCUCGCUGCUGGGCACCUUCAUGCAGGCCAGUGGAAAGUCUGGAGGUGGUGGCGGCGGCGCCGGCGGUGCCAUGCAAAUCCUUUCGGGCCUGGGCAGCCUUUUGGCCAACAAUGCCCGUGGAAAUGGCGGUCAGGGCGGCGGCGGCGGAUUUGAUCCCUCAAUCAUCGGCAAUGUCCUGGAGAUGUUCACCCAGGGAGACGAUGAGGAAUCCACCUCGAGCCAAAAGCGCAGCAAUGGCGGAAACGGCGGUUCCGAGUCUGGAAUUGGUCUCGACACCAUACUCCAAGUUGCCUCAGCUUUCAUGAACACCCAAGGCAACGACAAGGCGUCGCAUCAUCACCAGAAGCGAUCCGCUGGCGAGGAGCCUGAAAGCGAAAACGGACUGAUGAAUCUUCUGCCAUUGGUGAUGCAGGCGGUCAGCUCCUUUGCCGGUCCCGAGGGUCAAAGCACCCAGGAGAAGCACAAGAGUCAUGCCUGGGUACUGCCACCGUUCCUUGAGCACAUUCACGUACUGUGGGAUCACUUCUCCAACUCCGAACUGGCCGAUGCUCUCUACGAGAAAUCUGGAGUCAACAAAAUCAUGAAGGGAUUCAAGGGCAACGAUGGCAAGCUGGACUAUGACAAGCUUUUCGAGUCGCUGAACAACCAAUCCUUCCGCCGGCGCUGGAUCAAGUCGGCCACACUCUAUCUAGCCGACUGGGCCAGCUAUCUGGCCAAUCCCGAUGUGUACCUCAGGUACUUCCAGACGGCACAGAUCAUGUUUAACGGACUGCUGAAGUCUCAAGGUUACCCCAAGCAGACUCACUUCGAUCCCUCGCGUCCGGGUGAGACCAUCUCGAAUCUGCUGGACCAUGUGGCCAAGCAUCAUCUGAAUGUGAAGAUUGACUCACGGCAGUAUGUAAAGCCGGCAGUGGGCUAUGCCAAGGAGCUGCUGAAACUCGGUCAGGCACGCGGAUUAUUGCAGUUCAAUGCCACCGAAAUCAGCGAUAAGCUAACGGAUACGCUCAACCUGGAGGUUAUUGAACCGGUGCUAAAAGUCCACCGCGCCUACAGAUACAUCUCGAAGACGCCGCAAUGCGACCGCUACGUGCUCUGCCAGCUGAAUGCAGCAGCCCUCGAUCUCCAGCAGAAGCAGCAGCAGCAUGACCAGUACCAGCAGCACCACCAAAAGCAGCAGCCACGGCAGUCGGCGGCGUCUGGUCUGAUCGCCGGAGUCAGUCCGAAAAUCGUCAAGAUCGGCAGCAUGGGUGCAGCGAUCUUCAUUAGCACGGAAACCGGUACGCCAUUCUGGACGCUAUUCGGUGUGAUCAAUGCCCCAUACAAUUGCGAGGCCAAAUACCCCGUCGACUGCAAUGGUUUCCACGAGGGCGAGGCCAAGGUGACCACGGAAUACAUCCACAACGAGUUGUAGUCGCCCCACCACUCUCAGGU